UGCACUAAAUAAACGGAAUUUUUUUGAUGCGAUGCCAAAAGUUCAGCAUAUUAAAUUUAAGUUUUACUAUAGUCUCGGCAUCCUUGUACUGAUUUUUAAAUAAUACUUGGUACAUAUUCAUUAAAGGAAGCAGGAUGUGCGCAUGUGGAAAAAAUGGAAAUUGUAAUGGGACAUCAACAACUUGCAAUUGUGACAACAACGACUUUAAGUGGAGACAAGAUGAUGGGUAUCUGACAAAGAAGGAUACUCUACCAGUAACUCAAUUGAAUUUUGGAGAUGUUUUAGGAAUAGAAGAAAGAGGUUAUUUCACUCUGGGAAAACUUGAAUGCAAGGGGAAAGCAAGCAUUUCAACCUGUGCUGGUCUGAAAGAAAGUGGAAAUCCGACAGGGUAUUAUGAAAUUACUCCAAGCUCAACCGUUGAACCUUUUUCAGUUUAUUGUGACAUGGAUUCGUAUCCAGGAACAGGAAUAACCGAGAUCGACCACGAUAGCUCGAGUGGAUAUCUUGAAUACUAUGACAGUUCUUACAACAAAAAUAUACAAGUUGAUUAUGACGUAUCAAUGGAUCAAAUCAUUGCCGUGAUGAAUGUUUCACAAUAUUGUGAACAAUACAUUGAAUGGCGUUGUUCCAGAACCAGGAUGUUAUACAAUGGCAAAAACUGGUGGCUGUCACGUGAUGGAGACAAAAUGAACUACUGGGGAGGAGCUGCUCCAGGGCAUGAUGGAUAUUGUGGGUGCGGAGAAACUGGAUCAUGUCUGCCCGGAAGUAGUUAUUAUUACAAAUGCAAUUGCGACUACAUCAGUAAGAGUGACAGCACUUACCGUGUUGAUGGAGGAUAUCUAUACGAUAAAAGUACUCUGCCUGUGACUGGCAUGACAUUUUCAUUAGAUUACUAUACAUAUGACUACGACUACUAUUACGGUUAUACUUAUUAUUACUCGAAAGGAUACUACAAACUUGGAAAACUUAGAUGCUAUUAAACCAACAAACCGGCGUGGAUAUGUCUUAAUGCUCAGUGCUUUUGUUUGUGUUGAAUGUUGAGGUAAAAAAUAUAAUAAACCUGAGCUCUAUACAAUUUGGAUAUUUGUUGUUGAGUACUGAAAAAUAUCUCGGGUACACGAAACUAUAAAACCGAUAGUCAUCAUAUUCUGGGAGUUAGGCUACUAAUUGAAAACAAUUGAUGUUCAAAUAUUUAGAUACCAAGGUUCAAUGCCUAAAAGCAAUAAUAGCCUAUUCCGCCGACAUACGAAUAUGAUGGUUCACAUCAAAUUUAAUCCAACCGCCGUGAGGCCAUAGUGGA
This is a messenger RNA of Styela clava, 1300 nucleotides long. RefSeq names its product contactin-associated protein-like 2. NCBI's taxonomy places the organism in Eukaryota, Metazoa, Chordata, Ascidiacea, Stolidobranchia, Styelidae. The record is from RefSeq and is a predicted model, not a curated record.